AUGAACUUCCUGCAUUACUCCGCUGCCCCUGACAACUGCAUUUAUGCGACCCUCCGCACGCCCGCCUGCGCCGCCGCCGCCGCCGCCGCGGCCGUGCGUGCGGACGAGGUUGCGCACGCCACAGGCGCGUACGCCGCAGAUGGAGGCGGCCACCUCGGGCUCAUGGGGCGGACGCGCGUGCUGAUGCUCAAUCGAAUCAUCAGGGAGACCUUUCGCCUCGACGCCCACGCCGCGCUGCCCGCCGCCGCCGCCGUGCUGCGGACGCCGGGGGCGCCCGAGGCGCUGCUGCGCGCCGGGCUGCUGCCGCGCGAGCGUCAGGGGUUCCGCAAGCCAAACUCGUGGGAGGAGGACCCUCUGUGGCCGUUUCUGAGCCUGGCGCGCGUUUUCGUCGUCGCCGCGCAUAGUGCUAACGGCCCGCUGCAGCCCGACGCCGACUGCCGCGCCGCGCUUGCCGCGUGGGCGGGGGCGCUAUCGCGCAUUGCACCGCUGUUCAUCGACGUCGUCUGCACCCGCCUCGCGGAGGGCGCGGAGCGGGCGGAGCCCGCCGCGCUGCUGGCUGGGGUGUUGCUGGGCCACGCCAAAUCAGAGGCGACGGCGCCGCUCGGCGCCGCUAUGCUGGCGCAUGCGUCGGCCCUCCUCCCGCCGCUUGCGGCGCACGCGCAGCACCCAGUCGCAACGCCGAGAGCCCGGCUCCUGGUGUGGGGCGCCCUGGCAAGCCUUCUCUCCUCUGAUUGUGGCGCCGCGCUCGCCGCCGCGUGUGGCAGGGACCUCGCCAAGCACGCGCUUGCCUUCCUCGGCCGGCCCGCCCGCUGGGCCGCCGCAUGCGGCAGCGCCGCGGCUGCGUCAAGCCCCGAGGCGCUUAUGGGCGGCAGCGACGAGGCCGCGGCGCUCAAAGCAGCCUCGCGUGCGCUGUGGCAGCUGGCGAACGCGGACACCGCCUUUGUUGCUUGCGGGCACCCGCUGCACAGCCGCAUCGCCGCAGUGCCUGGCGCGGCGGCGGCGCUUGUGGCGGCGGCGCGGGCGUGGCUAGCCGCGGCGCGGGCGAGUGACGAAGCACCUGCUGACGGGAGCACAGACGUAGCUCACGGGCGCGUGUGUGCCACAAUUGUGUCGUUGGCAGAGUCUGAGGAGAUAUUCAUCCAGGAAACGCGCGGCAGCGGAGGCGCGGGCGACGUGGAUGGCAGCGCGUGGCUGAGCACACUGCGGCGCCUCGGCGCCGUGCCGCUGCUGGCGGCCGCGCUGGCCGUGCCUGGGCUCAACGGCGAGCACCGCGCCGAAGUCGCUUUCGCAGUGGCGGCGCUGCUGUAUGGCUGCGAACAGGGGCAGCAACCGGCGGCGUGGGAGGAGGCCAGCACGGCGGCCGGCACGGAUGUGCCAGGCCUGCGGCGGCGCGUCUGGACGGCACUUGUGAAUGCGCCAUACUGCGACUCUGCCUGCUGGAUGAGGCGGCUGUUCGUGUUUUGGCGGCGGUGCAGGGGUGACAUGGCCGCCACGCCCUUUGCGCUCUCGGUCAUUGCUCAGUGCACAUGCACAGAGACAGAGAAUGCAGAGGCUGCUGAGAAAUUGCUUUGGGACAUCGAGGCGUGGGCGGCGCGGGAGUGGGCAGAGUGCGGCGACGGCGGCGGCGACUUGGGCGGCGGCUGCGACGGCGGGCGCAGCGUUGGUGUGGAGAGGGCACGCGCGGAGGGCAGUCUGUGUGGCAGCCUUUUGAAACACAUCCCGCAGGGAAGGCCAAUGGGAGCGCCGCAAGCAGCUCACGUGUCGCACGCAGAGCAGGCGCUGGAGUCGCUGCUGCGCUGGGCCUCGCAGGGUGCUCGCACAGAGGGGCCGGCGGGGCGCGCGGCGUUGAUUGAGAAGGAGGCGCGAGACGCGCUGACGCACGUGCGCUCCAGGCGACAGACGCUGGGGCUGACGGUGGAUGAGCAGCAGCAGCUGCAACAGCAGCAGCAGGUGUUGCAGCCGCAGCAGCAGCAGCAGCAGCAGCAGCAGCAGCAGGUAGUGCAGCAGCAGCAACAGCAGCCGCAGCAGCAGCAGCAGGUGGUGCAGCAGCAGCAGCAGCAGCACGUAGUGCAACAGCAGCAGCAGCAGCAGCAGCAGCAGCAGCAGCAGGAGCUGCAGGAGGAGGAUCAAUGCAAGCAGGCAGUUGUAGGGCCAUCCACAGUGUCACCAUCAGGGCAGCCACGCCAGCUGCACGCCGGCAACGUCGUUGAUCGGCGGCGGGUCGCUGUGUGCGCAGCGUGCGGGACGGCCGAGGGCGCCGCAGGUGUGCGGCUACACCUGUGCCGCGGCUGCCGUCUGGCGUGGUUCUGCUCUGACGCGUGUUACAAGGGCUACUGGCCGGCGCACAAGGCGGCGUGCCGCGAGGAGCAGGCGCGGCGGGCGGGGCAGGCUUCGUAG
Molecule: messenger RNA, 2397 nt
Organism: Monoraphidium neglectum
Lineage: Eukaryota; Viridiplantae; Chlorophyta; Chlorophyceae; Sphaeropleales; Selenastraceae
Exons: 1
Coding region: 1-2397 (798 amino acids)
Source: RefSeq, a predicted model, not a curated record